AUGAGAAAAUUUUUAAAUUAUUUCGAAACAAAUAAACAUAAAAGAUUACCAAGUUCUAGUUUAAUUCCACAUAAUGACAGUACUCUAUUAUUUACAAAUGCGGGUAUGGUACAGUUUAAGAAUCAAUUCACAGCUUUAGAAGAAUCAAAAUAUAAAUUAGUUACAACAUCACAAAAAUGUGUUAGAGCAGGUGGCAAACAUAAUGACUUGAAAAAUAUUGGGUAUACAGCAAGACAUCAUACAUUUUUUGAAAUGUUGAGUAAUUUUUCAUUUGGUGGAUAUAACCAUUUCAAAAGAGAUUCAAUUCAACAUGCUUGGAACCUUUUAACUAAAGAUUUCGGUUUACCAAAAGAAAGAUUAGCCAUCUCCGUAUUGGAAGGUGACGAAGAAUCUGCAUCUAUCUGGAGAGAUCAAAUUGGGCUUUCAAAUGAUAAAAUUAUGGAUCUAGCAAUACCUUGUGUCGAUACUGGUUUGGGUCUAGAGAGAAUGGCAACAGUGCUUCAAGGAAAAACCACAAACUAUGAUAUUGAUCUAUUUCAAAAUUUAAUCAAUUCAUUCAAAGAGCAAGUUAUGAUCGACCCAACUAAAGCCUCACAUAUUAUAAAGCAAGAUCCAAAGCCCACAUAA
Molecule: messenger RNA, 627 nt
Organism: Dictyostelium purpureum
Lineage: Eukaryota; Evosea; Eumycetozoa; Dictyosteliales; Dictyosteliaceae
Exons: 3
Coding region: 1-627 (208 amino acids)
Biological process (GO): alanyl-tRNA aminoacylation; tRNA modification
Cellular component (GO): mitochondrion
Molecular function (GO): alanine-tRNA ligase activity; amino acid binding; ATP binding
Source: RefSeq, a predicted model, not a curated record